AUCACACUUCCUUCUGCUCUGCUAAUUUGUGCUGGGGCUGGUGGUGGUGCUCACAUCAUUCCCAGUGGAAGGAAUUCAGGAAGUUCAGAUUCCUUUUUAGAAGAAAGGGUUUGUGUACUGAGAUGUAAUGCUUGGUGAUACAGAAACCACCCAAGUGAAGCAAGAUAAAAGAAAGGACUUCUUCAUGCAGUCCAGUUAAACUAUGGAACUCCCUGCCACAGGAGGCAGUGAUGGCCACCAACCUGGAUGGCUUUAAAGAGGAUUGCACCAAUUCAUGACGGAGGAGAGGGCUAUGGAUGUCUGCUAGCCAGGAUGCCCAUGCUCUGCCUCUGCAGCGAUGCCUUUGAAUACCAGUUGCGAGAAGCUGCAGGGAGAGGGCUUUUGUGCUUGCCAGUUUCCCACAGACGUCUGUCACUGUUGCACGGCCGCUACCACGAACUGGCACCAAACAUGGUACCUAUGGACUAUACGAAGAAUCCAGAUGUUAAACUACCUAUGCAGCUUAUAGUGAACAUGCCAGAGCUAAAGGAGAACCCCUUCCGGGAGAGGAUUGUCCACUCCUUUUCUGACGAUGACGAGGGAAGCCUCAGCUUCAAUGACUUUGUUGACAUGUUCUCUGUACUCAGCGAAACGGCCCCUCGAGAGCUAAAAGCAAUCUACGCCUUCAAGGUCUAUGAUUUUAACACAGACAACUUCAUUUGUAAAUCUGAUCUGGAAAAAACCCUCAACAAUUUGACAAAAGAAGAGCUGACGGAGGAAGAGGUGAGCCUGGUCUGCGAAAAAGUGAUCGAUGAAGCGGAUAUGGACGGUGAUGGCAAACUUGGAUUUUCUGAUUUUGAAAACAUGAUUUCCAAAGCACCUGAUUUUCUCAGGUACACGUAUAAGCAUUUGCAAUGCUCCCAGAAUUGAUUGACUUCCCCUCACCCACCAGUUUCUAUUCCCCCUUUUAUUCUCUUUGCAUAUAACUAUUUUUCUUCACUUAAUUUCAAAUUCAUUUUCACAUCCUAAUUUUACCUUUAGUUCAUAAAUGCUACAACCACCCUGCUAAUGUUUCAACAUUUUUACAGUGUUCUUUAAAAUACUCUAUAGUUUCCCCCCAUUCUUGAUUAAAUUUUCCUUCAUCUUGGUGCCUGAUCUUCACGGUUAAUUUUGCCAUUUCGGUAUAGUCUAUCAUCUUAGUCUUCCAUUCUUCUUUCAUUGGGACGUCCUCUUCUUUCCACUUCUGGGGAAGUAGCAUUCUGGCAGCUGUGGUUGCCUACAUAAAUAGUCUCUUUUGCUUCUUUGGCACUUCAUCUUCUAAUAUUUUUAAACAUUUUUUUCAUUUCAUUGUAUCAUUUCCCAGAAGCCUUUUACCUUUUUGCAUGUCCACCACAUAUGAAAAAACGUACCUUCUUUUUCUUUACAUUUCCAACAUAAGUUAGAUGAGUUUUUAUACAUCUUAGCAAGUUUUACAGGUGUUAAAUACCAUCUAUACAUCAUUUUCAUAUAGUUUUCUUUUAGCGAACUACAUGCCAUGAAUUUUAAAUUUUCUUUCCACAGCUUUCCCCAUGAUUCAAAUGGGAGCAGGCUUUCCUUUCAGGAUGGGAUGAGGGCAUUGCUUCUGUAGCGUUGUUUGCAGAUGUGUGGAGAGGAGGAGCAGAGCAUAAAGGAAGCACCUUCCAUAUACGAAUCUGAAAAUGUUGGGCUGAGCUGCUGGGAAUAAUUUGACGCCUGUCCUGCCUCUCUGAAUCUCAAGCACUGCAUGUGUUUGCAGGGGGAGGGGGCCUACAUGUCAGCCUCCUCCUCUGAAUUCUGUAACAGAGGAGUGAACAAAUCUCAGAGUUUCACAGUAACGAAGAGAAGAAGCUGUUUCUCUGGAAUGAACCUGUGGAUAUAUUUGGCUCCCCCCACCUUCACCGUUGGCCAGUGAUGGGGCAGGCAGAUGAAAAGUUGUGGGGUGGCCACAUUGUUUUAACCAGACCAGAUGCUGCUCUGUGUGUCUCCCUGCAAUUUUUAUAUUUGUAAAGAUUUGAUAUUGUUGUCCCUCCAAGCAAAAAGGAAAGAGCGAUCUAGCAGAGACUCCCAGAAGGUAAUGGAUAAACAUAAAAACCGGCCUUACAGGAGAUGUCUCCACCGUUGCGUAGCACCGUCUGUCCGGAGCUGUCACCUGACACAGAUGGAUGUGGCUGCAUCCGUGAUCAUGGAAGAUGGGUGUCCAUGCCCAGGGAGCCACUGCGCUGGCUUUAGGUGCUUAAGCAACCAGUAUUGUAUGGAUGCUCACAUCCUGAAGAAACUUGAAACAUUUAUCUUUUUUUUUUAAAAAAGUAAUGUAUUAGCAAACAAUUCUUCUUCAAAUGGACUCUUUUUGAAUCAUCUUGCUGGCAUCCAAUGAGGGUCUUAUUUAGUUUCAUAUUCAAUUCAAUAAUUCUGACAUAUUGCAAAACAACAACAACCACACACACAAGAUGAAGCCAAGAAUAUACUCAUGAAAAAGUAAAGAGGAAGUACAUCACCAAGAAUAAGGACAUCUCCUGCUUUUUAAAGAAAGCCAGCUAUGCAGUCUUCCUCCUCAAAUGCAUGGCAGCAACCCCUGACUCUUGGCUCUCAUACCCUCUCUACAAAACCAGCUUCCUUCCUUUUCUUUUCAUGCCCAGUCUUGGCUGAAAACUGGGGCAGGAUGACAAUCACACAUGUACAAUAACUGUUCUCUAACAGUCUUAUAGAAGGGCUCUGAUACAUAUUUGUGGCUUCUGUAUCCAAGUUGUCCAUGAUUAAACUACUACUGAUUUUA
Podarcis raffonei (Aeolian wall lizard) is the source of this 2770-nucleotide messenger RNA. It is a transcript of the gene CIB2, whose product is annotated as calcium and integrin binding family member 2. The record is from RefSeq and is a predicted model, not a curated record. The transcript has 5 exons. Gene Ontology annotation, molecular function: calcium ion binding. Lineage: Eukaryota; Metazoa; Chordata; Lepidosauria; Squamata; Lacertidae. The coding region runs from base 247 to 909 and encodes 220 amino acids.